CAGUAUGGCGCUGUCCAUGUUGAGUACACACAACUGAUGUCUCUGUGUAAAACCUCAGGCUUUCGUGCAUAAAAAUGAACCGAUACAGUGUUUUUGAAUUAAUCUUAAAGUAUUAACAGAUUUCGGCCUCACCAAAUGAUUAUUUUGUUUUAGAGAAAAACUGUAAGAGCCCAUAAUUUACCAUGUCUGGUUCAAACGUUUGGACUCGCAGCAGAGCGCGGAUGAGACUCUUCCCGGAGCUGCUUGCCCAGUGCUCAGCAGAGGCAGCUGCCUAUGGUAAAUGUGUGUCCACCACAACCAUUGGCAAACAGGAGCUGACCAAAAACAUGUGUGCCAAAGAAUUUGAAGCAUUGAAGAGCUGCUUUGAAUCGGCCGCGAAAAAGGCUGUGAAGUGAAGAAAAUUAUGCAUAAAUGGCAUGUAUUAACAUUGACGGUGUUGAUUAUAAUUUUAACCAGCCACAGAAGAAAGUUGUGUGAUAAAUAUCUUUUUAUCAUAUGUACAUUUGUCUUGUUUAAUUUUUCAUUUCCCUAUAUAUACAUAUGUACAAUAAAGAUUUGUAACAAUGUGUUCAAAAU
Myxocyprinus asiaticus (Chinese sucker) is the source of this 576-nucleotide messenger RNA. RefSeq names its product NADH:ubiquinone oxidoreductase complex assembly factor 8 (gene ndufaf8). The transcript is spliced from 3 exons. The record is from RefSeq and is a predicted model, not a curated record. Lineage: Eukaryota; Metazoa; Chordata; Actinopteri; Cypriniformes; Catostomidae. Gene Ontology annotation, biological process: mitochondrial respiratory chain complex I assembly. The coding region runs from base 183 to 395 and encodes 70 amino acids. Gene Ontology annotation, cellular component: mitochondrion.